AUGGCUGAUUCCACUGAAGAGGAUGAUUCAUUCACCAAGCCUCUUGGAAGAUGUACUGUCACUUAUUAUGGCGUGGGGCAUAUGCUCAAUGACAUUACUGCUUCCUGUUGGUUUACAUAUCUCUUAUUGUAUCUGACAGAUAUUGGACUGUCCCCAAGGGAUGCUGCUGCGGUUAUGCUUUCUGGUCAAAUAGCUGAUGGAUUUGCAACGAUAUUUGCUGGCGAACUGAUAGACAGGUUUGGACAUUUCAAAUUGUGGCAUGGUGCAGGCUCUGUUUUGGUUGCUAUUUCUUUUUCUUCCGUUUUUGGUGGUUGCAUGCCCUGUAAAAUUUUUGGUACCUCUUCAUCAACAUUGCGAACUGUUGGUUACAGUAUGUUUGCUGCUAUAUUUAAUGUGGGUUGGGCAGCUGCUCAGGUUUCACACAUGUCUAUGUUGAAUUGCAUUACACUGAAUCCAACAAGCAGAGUGAUCCUAGCUAGCUGUCGAAAUGCUUUUACUAUGGUUGCCAACCUCAGCCUGUAUGCAGUUGCUUUUAUAGUCUUUGGUGUCACUAUGGCAAGCACACAUGCCGACAUUGAAAAUCAGUACCGGUGGAUUGCAUAUUUGUCAAUCUUCAUAGGAUGCUGCUUUGUGGGUAUAUUUCAUCUCGGAACCAAAGAGCCAAGAUUAAAAGUAAGCUUACAAGGAAAUAAUCAUUCAAGGAUUUCAUGGACAUACUGGUUCAAGAGAGUUCUGUAUUAUCAGGUUGCUCUUGUUUAUGUGCUUACCAGACUAGUGGUCAAUGUUUCACAGGCAUAUCUUGCAUUCUAUGUUAUAGAUGAUCUGCACAUGGCACAAUCAGCUAAAGCUCUGGUUCCUGCAAUUAUCUACAUUAGCAGCUUCCUCGUAUCUAUAAUACUACAGGAGAUCUCAUGGACUGGCCAAUGCCUGAAGGCCUGCUAUUCUGCUGGAGCCAUUGUUUGGAUAUUUUGUGGGGCAGGGAUCCUGUUUUUACCUGGAAGCAUGAGUGCUUUCAUGUACGUUAUAUCCGUAUCUAUUGGCAUAGCAAAUGCUCUAAUGAUGGUGACUGGAGUAAGUAUGCAAAGUGUUCUAAUCGACAGAGAUCUCAAUGGCUGCGCAUUUGUAUGUGGAUCAUUAAGCUUCAUGGACAAAAUCUCGUGUGGGCUUGCCUUAUUUGUGCUUCAGUCAUAUCAAAGUACGCGAGUCAUACAGGAAAACCAUUCAAAUGAUGUCUACUUCUCAGUCACAAGAUUUGGUUUGGGUUUUGUUCCGGCAGUUUGUUCACUCAUCUCUGUGAUAGUUACUUACACCAUGAAACUCCAACCUGCUCCCCGUAAACCUUUAAUGGAGCCUCUAUUGGUAUAG
Molecule: messenger RNA, 1365 nt
Organism: Prunus armeniaca (apricot)
Lineage: Eukaryota; Viridiplantae; Streptophyta; Magnoliopsida; Rosales; Rosaceae
Source: the annotation of a GenBank genome assembly